This is a messenger RNA of Rhodofomes roseus, 487 nucleotides long. RefSeq lists its product as uncharacterized. Lineage: Eukaryota; Fungi; Basidiomycota; Agaricomycetes; Polyporales; Fomitopsidaceae. The transcript has a single exon. The coding region runs from base 91 to 372 and encodes 93 amino acids. The record is from RefSeq and is a predicted model, not a curated record.
UCUUGGAAGUGAGGGAGCAAGCCAUAGAGGAUCCCACCACACAGUGAGACGCGAGAUCCAUGGCACUGGCAACCUCUCCUCUCAGACACGAUGGAGAUCCAUUGUGUCUGUUUCAGUGUCAGUCUGCUUCUAUCCGGCUUCCUGUUCAACAUGCUGACAUAUCAUCAUUUCCAGGGUCGACGACCACUAACUUCUAGACUUCUCGAAGUUAAGAGCCGACGGCUCUACCCCAUUGAUGGGGAUUUCAGCUGUGGCCCACCAGUCACACCUGCAGCAGCAAAUCAAGUAACCCAGGACAUACAAAUACGAGGAAGGUGGAUCUUUGUACAGGAUGACCCACACCCUCGGCCAGUGGCAGUUGGAGGAGCAUGACCGCGCUCGCGUAAUUCACUCACGUUUACACUGGACCGUAGUGUAUACUUACUCAUGAGAGAACGAGACGUAUCCGUUGCACCACUGUCACAUCAUGUAUGAGAGAGUAAUGAGG